CAUCACUCUGCGCACUUCACUCUCAUCAUAUCCACCACCACCGCCCAGCCUCUUCUCCUUCUUCUGGGACCUCGCCCCACGCCUUAUAGUACACUUUCAGCCUACAUCUCGUACGAGGCACAGCUGCCGUGUUCUCGUCGUGUACGGUGUGGGCGUUCUCUCUUCUUUGUGAGUGUGCGUGCGUCCCUCUCUACUCUCCUUCUUUCUCUCCGUGCGUGCCUUUGUAAUUCUAUUCCUUCGUCCGGCCUAAUUUUUUUUUCACUUUCUCUCCUGCACGGGGCGGCGUGGGAUCCGUUUCAGCCUUCUUUCUUGUUUGUUUGCUUCUUCUUGGACACUGCUCUUUUCAUCUGGGCCGUGUCCGUCACGCACGCGCGCGCAUCCCCGAACCGUCCCGUUCCCCACGCGAGCAAACUCUCGACGUACCUUUUCUUGGCUCCGUGCUUCCGGCCCGCGUGGGAAUAAUCAAGAACAAGAGGAAGAGAGAUAGAGAGGCCAAGAUUGUGCCGACAUCCCGAGCGUGCAGUUCGCUCGUGAGCCUCGCAAUUGCGGCCCUGCCGAAACAAAUCCGGGGCGAAGCUUUGUUUCAGCGAGCCGACGCGGGAGAAGGGCAGCGAGCAGGAGGCAGCGUGGCAACGGGCUUCGGUCGACGCCCUCUCCGGAUACUUUCUAUUUCGCACUGGUCGGAGCCAUGGCAGAGACUAAGCGCCAGUCGGUCGCUAGCAGCAAAGUUGCUGCGAAGGGCCCGCAGCUUGCCGCGGACCUGAGCAAGGCUGUCGGAGUGAGGAUCCGAAUCAACACCACACUCCCGUCCCACACGGUGGAGGGCAUCGUCUUCGCGGUCGAUGCUGGCUUCGACGUCGUCGUACUUCGUGACGGAGCAAACUUCCGCGUCGUGCCCCUCGGCCAGAUUAACUCCUUCAAAGUGCUGGGAACAGCUAAGGAAGGCGAUGAAGAGCCUAUAACCAUUGGAAGAGUGGAUACGGAGGCGCUGAGGCAACGUGAGGCUAAGGCCAUUUUGGAGGCGAAGAAGGCGGAGGCAAACAUUGGCAAGGGCGUCACGAAGGAGGCACAGGAGUUAUACGACUACAUAAUGCGAACGCUGCCCGUGCGCUGGUCGGAGAAGAGAAUCGUCGUGUUGGACAGCGUGCUUGUCGAACCGCCAUACGGCGUCGAGAAUGUCAAGGCUCCGGGAAAUAAGAGUCAAGCAUUAGCACAGAUCCAAAGGAUCGUGGGCGGUUAUUGGCAGAAGAAGAAGUCGGGCACAUCUACGCCCGUGAAUAACGGCCCGCCGGCCAGAGCACCUGUGCCUGCGGUGCCGCUUGGGCAGAGGAAGGGUGGUUGAAACUCUCCGUCUGGAUUUGUUCGCCCUGUGGCUAUCCGCUCUCUCGCUCCUCGUCGGAACAGCAUGCGGCGGUUUUUCGGGGAGAUGUUCAAUGCUUUUGUCGCCGCAGGGUCACUCUUCACAGGCACAUAGUUUGGGCACGGGUUUAGCAGCGCGACCACCAACUUGUGAAGCAUAUUGCGUUAGCGAGGCGUCAUGGGACUAAUUAUCCAUCAUAUCAACACGAAAAAAUGAAGAUCUGGUGAAGGGGAGAACGUGCUCUCUCCGUUUGAACAACGUGUUCGCGCAGCAAACGGCGUUUCGCAUGAUCUCUUGC
Molecule: messenger RNA, 1658 nt
Organism: Verruconis gallopava
Lineage: Eukaryota; Fungi; Ascomycota; Dothideomycetes; Venturiales; Sympoventuriaceae
Exons: 3
Coding region: 689-1342 (217 amino acids)
Source: RefSeq, a predicted model, not a curated record